AUGGGUCCUGCUCUCCUGCUGCUGCUCACUGCAGCUGGCAUCCAGCACGGCUUGGCAUCCCCAGUGAUCAGCCCUAACCUCCCUGCUCUAGUUGUCAACACGGGUGAUCCAGUCAUCUUGCACUGCUCAGGAGAGUCCAAAGUUGAAUGGAAAAGCCAAAAGAAUACAUCCAGCAACCACACCAGCAGCACGCUCACUAUUCCCAAGGCCACUUACAGGGAUACGGGUACCUAUAAGUGCGCUCACGUCAACAGCAGUGACAAGGGCAUUGCAACUGUGCAUCUGUUUGUGCGAGAUCCCAAUAAUGUGUGGUACACCCCGACUUUCCGUAUCUUUGUGACCAAAGGUGGUAAUGCUGAGUUCCCCUGUCUCAUCACGGCCCCCGAGUACGGAUCCAGUGUGACUCUGAUAAUGGAUGACGCCUCUCAUCUCUCACCCGGGACCAACUAUUCUUUCAGUGCUGAGAAAGGAAUAACACUAUACAAUGUGAAAAGCAAGCAGAAGGGCUUUUACCGAUGCCAAGCAAUGAUAAAUGGAAAAAUAGAGAAGUCAUCAAGAAUAAGACUGAUCGUGGAAGAAGCUCUGGAGAAGCCUGUGUCAGUGAUGAUGGACCCUGUAGACCAUGUGCGAAUCGUGGGUGAACCCUUUGAAGUCACUUGCAGAGUAAUUGCUCCUUCCCACAAGUAUGACAUCAGAUGGAUGACAGCAGCAAAGAAUGUUGUGACAACUAAAAAGCCUAGCUUUGAAAACGACAACUACUUCAUCAGCGCCACCCUGUCUGUUGCAGCAGUGACCACGGAAAAUAGUGGGAAAUACACUUGUAUAGCUAAUUGGAAUGCCUCGACGAUGCUUCAGGUAGUAGAGAGAGGCUAUGUGUUCCUGACCCCAGUGCAAGCCACCAGCCAGGAGGUUGCUUUGGGAGAGAGUCUGAAGCUGCAGGUCCACAUUGAGGCUUACCCGAAACUUCUCCACUGGGGCUGGGAGCAUACGAACCCAUUGAAGAGCUCUGGGAGUACCACAUUCAAGGGCCAAAUGGUCUCUGGAAACAACUGUUAUAACACCACGCUCUUCCUGAACCGCCUGCAGGAAGGAGAGGGAGGUCUCUAUACAUUUUAUGCCCUCAACAAUGAGACCAAUGCAUCAGUUACCUUCAGUAUCUCUGUGAAAUCUCCUCCAAGGGUCUGCAAAAUCAAGGUGCCAGCCAAUGACUCCAGUAUCCUUCAGUGCAUGGCCAUCGGCUACCCUGCCCCACGCAUUGAGUGGUACCAGUGCCCCAUCCACUCUGACAGGUACAAUGAAGACUAUAGGUUGCUACUGAAUGACUCCAGUCCCCAGGUGAUGAACAUGUUGCCCUUCCAAGAGGUGGAGGUGGAGAGCAUUGCCCCGUUCCAGGAGCUGGGUGCCAAUUUCACCUUUUGCUGUGUGGCCAUUAACAGAGAGGGGAACGCUUCUGACAUGCUUCACUCAGUCACCAUCACCAGAAAUGUCAUGGCCCCCCCAAACAAGCUCUUCAGCCCCAUUCUUUCCACCUGCAUAGGCACAUCGGUCCUGCUGCUCCUCCUACUCCUCUUCCUCCUCUACAAGUACAACCAGAAACCCAAGUACCAGGUGCGGUGGAAGAUCAUUGAGGCCUGUGAAGGGAAUAACUACAUUUUUAUUGAUCCCACUCAGCUGCCAUACAAUGAAAAAUGGGAAUUUCCCAGGAAUAACCUCCAGUUUGGAAAGACUCUUGGAGCAGGAGCCUUUGGGAAAGUGGUAGAAGCCACUGCUUUUGGGCUGGGCAAAGAAGACUCUGUCCUCAAAGUGGCUGUGAAGAUGCUAAAGUCAACAGCAGAUACAGAUGAGCAGGAGGCUCUCAUGUCUGAGCUGAAGAUCAUGAGUCACUUGGGACACCACGAGAACAUUGUUAACCUGCUGGGAGCAUGUACCUAUGGAGGCCCAAUCCUUGUCAUCACCGAGUACUGUCGCUACGGAGAUCUGCUGAAUUUCUUGCGGAAGAAGGCUGAAUCCAUAAUUAUCCAAGAUUCUCUCCUGGACACCUCUUUAGACAGCGCUGCUGAUUACAAAAAUGUUGACCUAGAGAAGAAAUACAUCCGCAGUGACAGUGGCUUUUCAAGCCAGGGUUUGGAAACGUAUGUUGAAAUGAGGCCUGUGUCGUCAUCAUCUUCAGCGUCAUCAGAUUCUGCGCAAGCCAGGGGGAAAAGCUCAGAGGAAGAUGAAGAAACCAGGGAGGACCUCCGUCCCCUCAAUCUCUCUGACCUGCUACAGUUCUCCAGCCAGGUGGCCCAGGGCAUGGCAUUCCUCGCAUCAAAGAACUGCAUCCACCGUGACUUAGCAGCCAGGAAUGUGCUCGUAUCAGAUGGACGGGUAGCCAAGAUUUGUGACUUUGGCCUGGCCCGUGAUAUCAUGAAUGACUCGAACUAUGUUGUAAAAGGCAAUGCCCGCCUGCCCGUGAAAUGGAUGGCCCCAGAGAGCAUCUUUGACUGCAUUUACACAGUGCAGAGUGAUGUGUGGUCUUACGGCAUCCUUCUCUGGGAAAUCUUCUCCCUUGGUAAAAGUCCAUAUCCUGGCAUGGUGGUGAACAGCAAGUUCUACAGCAUGGUGAAGCAGGGAUAUCAGAUGGCCAGGCCUGACUUUGCUCCCUUGGAAAUGUACAGAAUCAUGCAGGCAUGCUGGAGCCUGGAGGCCACGCAGAGACCUACCUUCGACCAGAUCGGCUGCUUCAUUCAGAAAGAACUGGAGGUGCACAAGGAGCAGGACUACACCAACCUCCCCUCCACUGCUGAGGAAGACAGUGGCUGUGAUACCUCUGGCUGCUGCGAGGAAUCCUGCGAGCAAGAGGAGAGUGGCCAGCCCCUUCUCAAGAGCAACAACUAUCAGUUCUGUUAGCUGGUACCACUGCCCCGGGGUAGAUCCCUGCCCUCCUGGCUCUGCAGAGUGCACGGUUCUGCUCGCCCCAGGACACAGAUGCCUUCUGCUUUGGCUC
Balearica regulorum gibbericeps (East African grey crowned-crane) is the source of this 2986-nucleotide messenger RNA. It is a transcript of the gene CSF1R, whose product is annotated as colony stimulating factor 1 receptor. NCBI's taxonomy places the organism in Eukaryota, Metazoa, Chordata, Aves, Gruiformes, Gruidae. Gene Ontology annotation, biological process: protein phosphorylation; osteoclast differentiation; cytokine-mediated signaling pathway. Gene Ontology annotation, molecular function: cytokine binding; macrophage colony-stimulating factor receptor activity; ATP binding. The record is from RefSeq and is a predicted model, not a curated record. Gene Ontology annotation, cellular component: signaling receptor complex; CSF1-CSF1R complex; plasma membrane.